Messenger RNA from Tarenaya hassleriana, 968 nucleotides. RefSeq names its product zinc finger matrin-type protein 2. Lineage: Eukaryota; Viridiplantae; Streptophyta; Magnoliopsida; Brassicales; Cleomaceae. The transcript has 10 exons. The coding region runs from base 147 to 755 and encodes 202 amino acids. The record is from RefSeq and is a predicted model, not a curated record. Gene Ontology annotation, cellular component: spliceosomal complex; U4/U6 x U5 tri-snRNP complex. Gene Ontology annotation, biological process: mRNA splicing, via spliceosome. Gene Ontology annotation, molecular function: nucleic acid binding; zinc ion binding.
CCAGAUUUUACAGUCAUCGGACGGAAAAUCGAAUUCGGAUUUAGGGUUUUCAUUUCUCGGCAAAAUCUCUCUCUCUCUCUCUCUCUGCUCAAACAAAUAAUCGUUUCUUCUGCUCUUCGUAAACCUGUUCACUUUAUUCUUCUACAAUGGCUUCUAGCAACAGUCCUGCGGGGGUUGAUAAUACUUUUAGAAGGAAAUUUGAUCCUGAAGAGUACCGGGAACGAGCCCGUGAACGCGAAAAGCAGGAUGCAGAGCGGUCUAAAUCACGGUCCAAAGGUCCUCCUGUACAGAGACAGCCCUUGAAACAUAGAGAUUAUCAAGUAGACCUUGAAUCUCGAUUGGGCAAAACGCAGGUCGUUACACCAAUAGCACCUCUAAGUCAGCAGGCCGGUUACUUCUGUUCAGUUUGUGAGUGUGUGGUCAAAGAUUCUGCCAACUACUUGGAUCACAUAAAUGGGAAAAAACAUCAAAGGGCAUUGGGUAUGUCUAUGCGGGUUGAGAGGUCAUCACUUCAGCAGGUUCAGGAGCGGUUUGAGGUUUUAAAGAAACGAAAAGCGCCCGGAAGCUUCACUGAACAAGAUCUCGACGAACGUAUACGGAAACAGCAAGAAGAGGAGGAAGAAAGAAGGCGGCAACGUCGGGAAAAGAAGAAAGAGAAGAAGAAAGAGAAGAUAGCGGAAGAGGAACCAGAGAUCGAUCCCGAGGUUGCAGAAAUGAUGGGAUUCGGGGGCUUCGGAUCAACCAAAAAAUCGUGAUCAUCGACCUCUUUCACCUGCAUCGUCAUCAUUGGAUGAUUUCACCUUGCCUAGAAUUUGGUUCCUUUUUUUGUUGUAGUGAAGUAGUUCAUGCAAUGCAAAUGGAAACAUGUAAGAUACUAAAAAUGCACUUUUGUCUGAAUGCAAAGCCCUGCUGAAAAAGCCUCAUGAUGUUAUAUGAUUUGUGGACCUGUCGUUUUGUUUCGCAGUUCA